This is a messenger RNA of Choloepus didactylus (southern two-toed sloth), 6990 nucleotides long. RefSeq names its product opioid binding protein/cell adhesion molecule like (gene OPCML). Bases 707 to 1744 code for a protein of 345 amino acids. Lineage: Eukaryota; Metazoa; Chordata; Mammalia; Pilosa; Megalonychidae. Gene Ontology annotation, cellular component: neuron projection. The record is from RefSeq and is a predicted model, not a curated record. The transcript has 7 exons.
CGCGGUCCUCCCCUGCGCCCUGCGCGGCGCCGGCGGCUCCUCCGAGGGCACCCCGCCCGAGUGGCUGGAGGACACGCAACAGACCCGAGGAUCCGCGGGCGAUAGCACGGCGUGGCCUGGCCCGAGAACUUUUACCGCCUUCGGGGUGCAGACUGGAAAUCCGGGCUGAUUGAUAAAUACAUCUGUCCAUGUGUGUGAUCUAAUAAAACAGUUCUCCUCUCCUUGAAGCGGCAGCUUUUUAUGGCAGCUCCUUUAUGUCAGAGACACUUGCCUCGCUUCUCUGGGUUAUAAACUUUUGAUGCCAGACCUCUGCAGAACGUGCCCAACUGAAUCCUAAAGUAGCAAGCAUCUUGAAGAGAGAGGCAGAGAAAGAGCAAUCUGUGACCUUCAUCAUUACUGCACCUUCCUUCUUCCUCUCCCUUCCCGGCCGCCUCCUUCCUCCCCAGGAGAGCAUCGAGAAGGCUCUUUUUUUGGCUGCAGGAGGGGGCAUCUGGUUCUGCCAGACUGGAAAGCUGAGGCGCAGGAUUCGAGGAAGAAUUAUUGGACUUGCGAGAGCCAGGACUCUUUUCUUCUCCUUCCCCCUCUCUGCUGCUGGCUGGCUCCAUCCUUUCAUUCCUCCAUAUACCACUUCCCCCUGUGGCCAGCUGGUGUGGGGGGACCAGGACCCUGCUGCCGCCGGAGUUGUGGGAAGUUGUGUCUGUCGAGGAUGGGGGUCUGUGGGUACCUGCUCCUGCCCUGGAAGUGCCUCGUGGUCGUGUCUCUCAGGCUGCUGUUCCUUGUACCCACAGGAGUGCCCGUGCGCAGCGGAGACGCCACUUUCCCCAAAGCUAUGGACAACGUGACGGUCCGGCAAGGGGAGAGCGCCACCCUCAGGUGUACCAUAGACGACCGGGUCACCAGGGUGGCCUGGCUGAACCGUAGCACCAUCCUCUAUGCCGGGAAUGACAAGUGGUCCAUAGACCCCCGCGUGAUCAUCCUGGUCAACACACCGACCCAGUACAGCAUCAUGAUCCAAAAUGUGGAUGUAUAUGACGAAGGUCCAUACACCUGCUCUGUGCAGACAGACAAUCAUCCCAAAACUUCUAGGGUCCACCUCAUAGUGCAAGUUCCUCCCCAGAUCAUGAAUAUCUCCUCGGACAUCACCGUGAACGAGGGAAGCAGUGUGACUCUCCUCUGCCUCGCCAUCGGCAGGCCAGAACCAACAGUGACGUGGAGACAUCUGUCAGUCAAGGAAGGCCAGGGCUUCGUGAGCGAGGACGAGUACCUGGAGAUCUCCGACAUCAAGCGAGACCAGUCCGGGGAGUACGAGUGCAGCGCCUUGAACGACGUAGCUGCGCCCGACGUACGGAAAGUAAAGGUCACCGUCAACUACCCUCCCUAUAUAUCGAAAGCCAAGAACACUGGGGUCUCAGUUGGUCAGAAGGGUGUUCUGAGCUGCGAAGCCUCUGCAGUGCCUGUGGCUGAGUUCCAGUGGUUCAAAGAGGACACCAGGCUGGGCACCGGCCUGGAUGGAGCAAGGAUUGAGAACAAAGGCCACAUGUCUACUCUGACUUUCUUCAAUGUUUCAGAAAAGGAUUAUGGGAACUAUACUUGCGUGGCCACAAAUAAGCUCGGGAACACCAAUGCCAGCAUCACAUUGUAUGGGCCAGGAGCCGUCAUCGAUGGUGUAAACUCUGCCUCUAGAGCAUUGGCUUGUCUCUGGCUAUCAGGGACCCUCUUUGCCCACUUCUUCAUCAAGUUUUGAUGAGAAACCAUAGGUUCCUCUGAGCAACGCUUGCUUCUCCAUAUCACAGACUUUAAUCUACACUGCGGAGGGCAAACCAGUUUGGGCUUUUUUCGUUUGUUUGUUUUGGUUCUUGUUCUUGUUUUUUGAUUUGCUUCUGUUUGUUAGUUUAUUUGUUUAUUUUUUUGUUUGUUUGUUUCCAGCUUGGAUGAGUGGGGUUGGGGGAGGGGCGGGCAGGGUUCCACCAUGUGUAGGAUAACCAUUCACUGGUGUGUUCCUAAACACGGUCUGUUCCUGCUACCUUGGCCCUUCCCUCUUCUCUGCUUUUCUCCCAUCAUCAUCACCACCACCAAUAACCCCCCAAACACUCCAAAUGUUAAGUUCCAUUUGGGCAAAACCAUCCCUAGUGAAGAGCACCCUAAAGACACAACUUGACUCAUAACACAGUGCACAGGCAGAGGUUCCUCCAAGUAUCCUAUUACUUCUGUCUUUUCAGCUUUGGACCAUUUUCCUGAUUAUAAUGUACAUACUCCACCCUGCCCCUGUCCAUGUUUAUUAUUAUCUAAUUACACCAGGGUUCACACUUUUUCUUUCUGGGAAGUUAUCUCAAUCUAUCUAGAUGCACAUGAAUAUGCAUAUUUCCUUGCCGUGUUCUCUAGCCACUCUGGCUUUUUUCACCAGUCACAAGGAUUAGAGGUGGGGGGCUAAGGAUGCAACCCGAUACAAAAAAUUUACAAGUGAUGAAAAAAAGGGAUGGCGUUUUGAAGAUAGUACUUCCCCUUCUUUAAGAAAUGCUGGCCAGCUCAUAAAGAAUGAUGGAUAGAUGGCUGAUGCUUUAGGUCUUAUCGAGGCUAUCUAUCAAAGUAAUCUUAUGGUUAUCCAUCUACUCAGCUGUCUGAUUUAUCUAUCCAUCCAAUUAUCUACCCACCUAUCCUCCUCUCUAGCAAUCUAUUUACUCUAUUUAUCAAUCUAUCAAUGUAAUUAUCUAAUUCAUCUUUCAAUUUCUCUCCCCACUACUCACUCUCUAUUCAUCACCAUAUUAGUCUCUAAUCACAUUGUAUCUGUCCCACUCUAUUCAUUUCUGUUCCACCAUCAGCAGACCUCGGCACCUUCCAAAUUACCUAUCGGCUUCUCAUGUGAAAGCCAGUAAUCCACAGGCUAAUGACAUAGAGAAGCAAUGCCCUGUGCCAUGCCCUGGAUUCUUUGGAAGGUGGUAUCCCAUCCACCCAGAGUAGGCUCUGUUCACAGAUGGACCAAAGUUGCAAUAUAAGGAUCUUUCUACUCCCAGAAGAGACUGUGUGUCCUAAAACAUCUUCUUGGGAAGCAGAUUGGCCCUGGAAAAGCCUUGAUUAGUACUGUGUUUUCUCUUUCAUCCUUGAAGGACCAAGGCACUAAACUUCAUGCCUCUCUUGACUUUUUGAGAAAGUACGUGUCAGGAAUCUAUGGAACUUACUCAUGGCUGGCAUUCCUUAAUAGCAUGAUUGCAAGAGAAAGCACACAUAUCUGCCUCUGCAGUGGAAGAUAGCAGUCCACCUGUCCGAGGGUGAUAACUUCGGCUGUUACCUCCUCUCUACUCCAGUUGUUGUUUAAUCUGUUUGCAAAUUAUCCAGUAAAAAGCUGGUAGAGGCCAAUUACAUGACAGGCGUGUUGACAACCCUGGUAUUUGUUUCCGGAAGCUCUUCUGAGCUGAGGGCACUUGAGCAACUGACUUAAUUUCCAAGCACUUGAUUAAUACAACACUGCAAACAGAGGGGGAAGUAUAAGUGAUGCACAAUUCUCUCAGAGGCGGGCUGCAAACCCCAGAGGCUCUGGGGGACCAUGCCACAAGACCCCGUGAACAGAGCAGAUCCGCCUUACAAAGAAGAGCUGGCUUGGAGUUUCUGCAUUUUCUCCUGGGACAAGAGGGAACCCUACCAACAAGAAUAGUUUCCAUAUGAAUUGAAAUGAAGGUCAUAUGGGGUUGUUCUCCUCUUUUCCUGUGCUUCAAGGAUUGACCUAUGGAAGAGAAUGAGAAGGAAGUUUCAGCAAUGAUAUUUUCACAGACCUGCCCUGCCUUCAACUGGAAAACACUUUCAGGUCCACAGUCUAAAAGAAUCGAUUUAAAAAAAAAAAAAAAAAAAAUUAGAGCUCCGUAGAGUUCCAUUCCCUUCAUGCUUAGCAGACUUCUUCUCAUAUAAGCAGCCUCUUUGUUUUUGUCCAUGAUGGCACAUGAAUGACAUACACAGUGGGAAAAAAAGACACAGAUAAAUGCAGGCUUUCUUGGCAUACAAAAAGCUAGGCACAGUCAUAAGAGUUAGAGCUGGUAUGAGUGAAAUUAAUAUUGCAUUUGCCAGCAGUCAACAGACAUCUGCAUUUCCCAGGGAGCUGCCAGGGGCCAAAUUCUGGGAGUAUAAAAGAUGUGCCAAAUGCAGCCUGUCUGUUUCAAGUCCCAGGGACAAUUGUGAGGAGGUGCACAGAAAGAAUGAUAGGUCAGACGGAAACGUCUCCAAUCUGUCACCACGUUCAGCACCUAAGUUGGGUUGAGGUCAGAUGCUAGAAGGGAAUUAAACGUUGUCAUUUGAGUGUUCUGCUGAACAUAAAUGCGUUACUUCGGAGUACAAUAAAUGUGAAGUUUGUGGGAAGCGGAUGGUCUUUGAAAACACGCUGCUAGCCAUGCACAAGCUGUGUUCUUCACUCCGAGACUUUGUCCAAAGGAGAAGCCCAUCCUCCUCCAUCCACCUUCAAACACAGCAGGGCCUGCUCUCAGUGGCCGUGGAGCUCUGUUCUGCCCUCUUCCACAUGGUGCCAGGAAGCACCUUUGGCAGUACCUGUUCCACACACGUUUCAGAGGGAAAGCAAAUCCUACAGUCAAUUCUCCUUUUUCCAGGAUCAAGAAAACUAAGUAAAUAAGACCUAAGGCAGCUGGGGCACUAGAAAUGAAAACGACUUUUCUCCACAGAAGAUCUUCUCCCACUUGUUUUCUUUGCGUCGCUUUGGUAGAGUUGGCUCCAUAGAACAGUAGCUCUUACCAAACAUUUUGAUGCAUGGAGAACAUUGAAUGCUUACUGAAGACAAUAUCCACACUUACUUAUGCCUUUUUGCCUUUGCAUAUGGCCUGUUGGAGUGCCAAUGGUGGGGGUGAGAGGGGGUACAUAUCAGAGAACAAAAAUAAACAAAUAUCUGAGCAACCUAUAGCUCUUUCCAGGUUUCCCAUGCAAGGAGGAAACCAAAUAAGGCUUUUUAGGAGAUUAGGCAAGCAGAAUCUAGCAAUGUAGUUAAUCUGAAGCUUGUCUUCCCUUCCCCCAAAGAAGUUAAUAUGUACAACCACCAAAGGGAUGCUAAGUCAAGAGCGCGUCUCAAGGCUACGGCCAAACUUGUUGUUCAGCUGAAGUUCAAUGUCAAGUGCCUGAUACAGUCUCCUGCAAGUCUAAACAAGUGUGUUUGGUUUUUCUCUUUAUUGUUUGAAUUGGGGAGUGGGGGAACACAUAGGGGAGUGGUUUUCAAAACUUGCACACAUUUUAUGCAGAGAGCAUUGUGCAUAGUUCUGCUGAGAUUGUGCACAACUGAAGGGAAGUGGCAACUUUUUGUCACCUCUUUCCUCUGGCCUAGGCCUCACAUUAGAGGACUUGAUUCACAGGCUGGGUAAUUUGUUGUCAAAACCUGGGGGAGAAGUGAACUCUGGCACUGUAGGGGCUCCUCAACUGAGGCUCACCUGUGUCCAUGCAGCAACUCGUUCUCAAUGCAGAGGAGUUAGCAAGUUCUAUGUAAGGUCAGAAGAACCAGGACAGAAAAAGAGCAGAGAACUCCAACAUGGGCAGUCCAUCGCAAAGAGGGUUGUUGCUGUCAGUGCAUCAGGAGGGACAGUAAACAAAGUCCUCAAGCUUAGGUUGAUGCCUCCAGUACCAGUAGAAAUGUCCUCUCCUUGGUGGCUGCGUACAGCUCUCUCAGCCACAUCAGAAGGGGUGAAGGGGUGGGUAAUGGCUCAAGAUGAGGUGAGAUGUGGUAGCGGGGCCAUGUUUCCCAAUUGGACCCUGAGAACCCACCAGGAGAACACUGGCUUUGCAAUUGCUGGAACCAGUCAAGCAAAGGGAAAUUCUAGUCCCUUUUCAAUCAGGGGAUGUGACAUAAAAUUGUAAUUUUGGGCAAAAAGCAAUUAUUUUCUGUAACAGUGAGUCUCUUACGUGUUUUAGUUUUGCACAACCUCUAUUCCUGGAAAAUCUGAUACCAAAUUGCCUCCCCUCCUGCUACCCAGAGCUUCCCUGUCUUUAUCUUCUAAGACAAGUAAGUUUGAGCAGUUGCAGUAACACUUCACAGGUGGAUAGCUAGGCUGGCAAUGUUUUAAAAAAGAGACCGUAGGAUGAGAACGCCUAAUGAUCACUAAAAGCAAACAAAUAAAAAUUGCCAGUCUCAUUUCCCUCAUUGCUGCUUAAAGAGAAGUAAAUGAAAGGAGGAAGAAAUAGAUUUGCAAUUAAAAGAUGUGGUGCAAAGAUAUGGUUGAACCAGUGCAAUUUAGCCUUCAGGUGCAGAAUAUUCAGAGUCCAAAGGAAUGUGGCGUGGACGUUCAUUAGAUACAAUUGUCUUCAUCCCUAAAGUCAUCAGUGAAGCUUCAUUUCCAGCAUUUUAAAGGGGAUUCUUUUAUAUUUCUUUCAAUGGUGCCCUUUCAAAGGCGCACAGUUGUUCCAUAGCCCUGGGUGGAGAAAGAAACAUUGCGAACCCUCUCUCAUCCUUUUGGAGCCACAUUUUACAUUACCUGGCAGAUUUAUAAGGAUAUUAUUAAUAACAAUGAUAAGUAAUAAUAGCUGCCCUUGUGUUAGUGUAAGGGAGCAUUUUUAAUCAUUCAAGAAUUUUUGUGGCCUGUAAAGUGCAGUUGUGAGGAAUGUGUGGGUGUACAAAAAUGUAUCUGUUAAGUUCAGAGUUCUCUAGAUUAAAAAAUAUAUCUAUGACUUAUCAAUGGUGCCGUUAUAGCUGUCAGAUGACGGGUGUGUCCAUUGCUCACGAUUAUCCUUAAAACCAAUCUGUGUUCAAAUGCUUUAAAAAUUUAUCACAUGAUGCAAGAGUAUAACUUGGUCAGACUUCUAGAGUUUUUUCUCUUUUAUUUUUUUCUUGUUUUUUUUUUUUUCCUACAAAAAUCAAUGAAGACUUGAUUCUGUCAAUAAUUGUAUUAAGGGUGAAUAUACUACCUGGAUUUUGUGCAUGUUACAUUGUAGUUGUAACCUUUUCUAAUUCAGGAUGAAUACGAGAUGGUUGUGAUUGUGCAGUGUAUCAAUAAAGUUUGAAGAAAUUUGUAA